Molecule: messenger RNA, 2212 nt
Organism: Aspergillus ibericus CBS 121593
Lineage: Eukaryota; Fungi; Ascomycota; Eurotiomycetes; Eurotiales; Aspergillaceae
Exons: 1
Coding region: 69-1994 (641 amino acids)
Source: RefSeq, a predicted model, not a curated record
CGCCGAUUGAAGGCCUGCUCCCUCGCUUCACAUUGCUUCUAUCCAAUGCCUUCAGGGAGUUGGCAUCUAUGUCACUGUACUCACGCAUUGGGGCUGUAGCGCGGCAGCUGACGCGCAUGCCAUCUGGUGUCUCACCAUCGCAGUGCCGCGCUUUUUCGGUAAACAACUGGAGAGCUUCAUAUACCCAGCCCACCCCGUCCCAGCUACUUAGAUUCGCCCUCACGGGUACGACAAAACCUUCUCAAAACGAUGUCUCCAAUCCAGAACUCGACCAACAUCUGUCGGAAAUCUUUCUUGGAGACUGGCCACUAAAAUCGUUACCUCCUCCAUUCUGGGGUUCUUCUCAGCGGCAGACGGAAAGCCCCGAUGAUUUCGUGUCGUUCAUGGCCAUGACACAUAAUGUAAGGAAUCUUCGUCACCUGCAGGUGUUUAUCGAAAGGAACGUGAAUGAGGAAGAGGGCAGCUUGUUGUUGCAGGCGCGAUCCUGUACCCUUCUAGCGCAGGCGCUGAAACGUUGCCGACGGCGUAACUCAUACGGGGAGAUUCUCUCAGCGCUCAAUGCCAUCAUUACAAGAUUAGAGAAGCUGAGGUUACCGCGCUCCGGGGAUAUAUACUUCCUAGGCAUGUACUAUGCUGCUCUCACAUUGUCUGUACCGGCCCUUGAAAGGUUUAUGGAAGGGUAUGUUUCCGUUAGCUCGUCGCCCUUGGGUUUUCAAGCCAGCACAUCUCUGGUAGAUGCACUUCUCGAUGCCCUCCACUCCAUGAAGUUCCGGGGAAAGGCAGAUAAGACACACAUCAUACUCGAAAUGAUCAAUGGAAAAGAUCAGUGCAGUCAAAGAAGCCUACACAAUUUACUGUGCUGGGAUAGUCCCGAUAAUCCGACAGCAUCCAAUGGACAAUAUCUCUCUUUGCUGGCUAGGCUGCGGAGCGAGAAGCUUCUAACCGAAGUAUGGUCCCGGACGCUACAGAAGCUAUCUUCUGGCUCCUCAUCUGAACUGUUUGAGUCUGCAUAUUCUUGCGUGGUGGCUCUGGUCGAUAUCGGUGAAGUACCGAGAGCCUUACAGUACCUGACAGAAGUAUCAGAACGCUCCAAUGGUACUUUGCCUGGGAUCUCGAGAUUCAACGGUCUAACUGCUCUCCUUGCCUCUGAAGCCGUUAGUGCCCUACUGCCGCAGCUUGCAGGACGAAGGCAAUACCUCAAGCUUCUUGAAGUUCAACUUGUGGACAUCGAGAACAGAUUAGGACUUCGCUGGGAGCCUGAUGGACCAUAUCAUACAAGUGCCUCUGACCCCCUCUUGGUUGCUUCGGAGCAGCCACUCCUUACUUUAGACGGUGACAGCACAGGUUAUGAGACCACUGUACGCUUUUUCUCAGAGAUGAAAGCGCUGGGAUGCUCAAGGUCGGCGGCAGAUCUUGGUAAAAUUGCGGAACUACUUGAUGAGCAUGAAGGAGAUGUGAUAUAUGUUUCGAUUCCAUCGACUGGAGCCUCGAAUUUCGAAUAUGCUUGGUUUCCUCGGCAUUCUCCGGUUCAGUUUACGGGCGCCGUUUCAUCGGCCACGGAAGAUAUUACUCCACCUUGGACACCUUCAACAUUAGGUUUAAUUCGAGUGAGCUACGACAACAAUGGAACCCCUCUCACUAGUGAGCGCUCUGUACAUGCGAUGCAGCUCGGCCCUUUGGUGAGGAGACCCAAAUGCAUCCCUGACUCGGACCCGAAUCACGCCCAUCCCUGGGAAGAAACUGGACACAUGGUUGCCUGGGAUCGUGUUUAUGGCAAGCUGAUUGCUGUAUUUGUCGGGCAAAGCAACGGUCCUAUCGAGCAUCGCAUAGACUCUCGAGCUGCACGGCCACAGUCUGGUCUCAACGCAAUCACGACAGUUGGUCUCCCUGGUGGUACGGCUACCUCCUCGAACAAUGAUAUCAUAUUAUCCAUCGGAAAUGGGUCUCUGUACUAUCAUAUUGAUACGGACCCAGGCCUAGACUUGAUACUUUGACCGCCAUGUGUGGUGGUCAUUGGUGUACAUAAGCAGUGAGCUUUUAGCGUUUGCUCGACAUGCCUCACUGGACACUUGGUUCGGUGCCUCCUCUGCAACUAUCAGAAAUCAAGCGAGUAGGCGCGGGUUGGCCUCCAGACGCCGAUUAUUGCAUUUCCACAAGUGCGUGUGCCUUAAGGUCUAUAUGCUAGCGUUGGUAAAGCUGCACUCUACCUGCG